Messenger RNA from Durusdinium trenchii, 1502 nucleotides. The record is from the annotation of a GenBank genome assembly. Lineage: Eukaryota; Dinophyceae; Suessiales; Symbiodiniaceae.
CCCAGCUCUCCAUGCUCGGUUUUCCCGCGCGUUUUAGUUCUUUCUCAGCCGUAUGAGCUGAUGGCGAGCUGAUGAGGGCAGGGGCCCCACUUCCAGGGGCCCCAGUUCGAUGCCUCUGGUGGGCCUCACCGUUGAACCCCUGAGCGUGGAGGUCUCAGUGCCGGAGAGUUGUACCGUGGGGCAAUGGAAGCAGUUGGUGGGGGAUGGAUUGCUGGGAGACAAGAUCUUGUACAGUUCACGGCUCCAGUGCUAUUGCUUCGACAAGACCAACGUGCUGGGUGAUGAGGAAGCGAUCCCCACCCUUCCACAAAGGAUCUAUGUCCGGGGGCCCAAUAGUGUGGUGAAGAUGGUGGAGUUAGCGCUGAACAAGGAGAACGGCAGGCACACGAAGCUGACCCAUCCGCCCUACGCCAAAGACUCGGGCCGGCCGCCCGACAGGCCGAACCCGACACAGUUGCCGGUGGCGCCGAUGCGGCGGCAGCCGCAGACGCCGCAGACGCCGUCCGUGGAGGGAGGGAUGACCAUGGCGCAGCGGGUGAUGACCAGCGCAGCGAUGUGGCCCAAGGACUCCAACUCGCUUUUGUCGGUCUACAGUGCUGGCUUGCAAGGCAUGAGACCUUACAUGGAGGACCGGGCCUGCGGGUACCUCGAGCUUCCUGGUUUCCCAAGCGCCAGCUUCUUUGGAGUCUUCGAUGGGCAUGGCGGCCAUCAGGUCGCCCAGCUCGCAGCAGAGAGGAUGCCAAGGAUCCUUGCUGAGAAGCUGAAGGAGGGGACCGAGGCCACUGAGGCUCUCAAGGAGACCUUCCAAGCGAUGGACACCGAGCUGUGCCUCAAGGGCGUCUUCCAACGGAUGGGCACCACCGCGGUCUGCACGCUGAUCCUGCGCGAGAGCGACCAAUGGCGACUCCUUUGCGCCAACUGCGGGGAUUCCCGAGCCGUGCUCUGCCGGAAUCGUAAGGCGCUGGCGCUCUCGAAGGACCACAAGCCUCACGACCCAGAGGAGCGCAGUCGGAUCGAAAGGGCUGGAGGACGAGUGGAGCUUCAAGGCCCGUGCUGGCGCAUCGAUGGCGGUUUGAAUUUGUCUCGGGCCUUGGGAGACUUCCUCUACAAGGUGAAACGCGACUUGCCCGAGGAUCAGCAGAAGGUCAUUUCCGUUCCAGAGGUGGAAGAGGUGCUUUUGACCGAUGUGGACCGCUUCUUAGUCAUGGCCAGCGAUGGGGUCUUCGAGAUUUUUAGCUCCGAUGAGCUCAUCGAAGAGCUGCAGAAGGAGAGGAGGCGUGGCUUAUCCUCUUGGCCUGCUGCCAUUGAUAAUGUUUUGAAGAAAUCAUGGAGUAGCGGUGACAACGUCACCAUUUGUUUGGUGGAGUUUCUGACCCUCCGGAACCUCGGACUGCCCGUCCACACCGCCAGCACAGCACCGUGAGGGCGGCGAGCGAGCAGACAUGCGGGGGUGAGGGUUGGCAUGGGCGUGGAUGUUGGUUGCUUCGGAGCACUUGCUUGGC